AUGAGUGCGUCUAAUUCUGAAAAAUACAAAUCUUUGACGAUUUCGGAAAAAAAACAAUUGAUUGAAGCGCUUGAAAGAGGUAACAAAAAAACCGAAGUGGCUAAGACAUUUGACAUUCCUUUAAGUACACUGUCUACGAUUUUGAAGGACAAAAAUAAAAUCAUCACUGCGUCAUCAAGCGGUGGUCGGAAACGAAACAGUAAAGAUGAAACCGCUCUAUUUUUUAAAUGUUUACCAGAUAAAACUUUCACUUUUAAAGAAGAAAAAUGCCACGGCGGGAAACAUAGUAAAGACAGGUUAACGAUUUUAUUAGCAGUAAACAUGGACGGCUCCGAAAAGUUAACUCCACUCCUCAUAGGAAAAGCUGCCAAACCUAGGUGUUUUAAUGGCAUACGUUCAUUUCCUAUAACUUAUUGUUCAAAUAAAAAGGCAUGGAUGACGACAGAAUUAUUUAAUGAAUGGUUGUUUUCACUCAAUGAAGACAUGAAAAAACAGGAAUGA
Messenger RNA from Sipha flava (yellow sugarcane aphid), 501 nucleotides. Its product is annotated as tigger transposable element-derived protein 4-like. Gene Ontology annotation, molecular function: DNA binding. Gene Ontology annotation, cellular component: nucleus. Bases 1 to 501 code for a protein of 166 amino acids. NCBI's taxonomy places the organism in Eukaryota, Metazoa, Arthropoda, Insecta, Hemiptera, Aphididae. The record is from RefSeq and is a predicted model, not a curated record. The transcript is spliced from 2 exons.